This is a messenger RNA of Lytechinus pictus (painted urchin), 1953 nucleotides long. Its product is annotated as putative nuclease HARBI1. NCBI's taxonomy places the organism in Eukaryota, Metazoa, Echinodermata, Echinoidea, Temnopleuroida, Toxopneustidae. Bases 1 to 1092 code for a protein of 363 amino acids. The record is from RefSeq and is a predicted model, not a curated record. The transcript is spliced from 3 exons.
AUGUCAUGUGAUAAAUUUCGCGCCAAAUUUGAAAGUUUUUUCGAAUUCUCGAUGAUGGCCGACCUCCAAAUAUUGAUGGCCGAUCGGGUGGCCAGAGGGCUUUGUCGAGAGCGUGUUUUUCGCGACAGGCAAAACCCUCUAGAUAGAUUUAAUGAGGAUGAGAUGUACGAGAGGUAUAGAUUUUCCAGAAGAGGUGUUAUGCAACUGUUAGAUAUCUUGGCUCCGCGAUUGGAUCGGGAGACAUCCAGAAGCCAUGCCAUUGAUGGACGGAUGCAAGUGUUUACGGCGCUGCGUUUCUACGCCAGUGGCACCGUGCACCACAACCAUGGUGACCAUCACGGCAUCAGCAAGGCCAGCGCAAGCAGGAUUGUCCGCCGCGUUAACCGUGUUCUGGGACGGAUGAAAGAUGAAGUCAUCAAAUUCCCAACAACCCCUGCUGAAGUUGCAGCCAGUCAAGCCGACUUCUACGCUGUAAGCGGUAUGCCCCGAGUUGUGAGUGCCGUGGAUUGCACUCACGUUUUGUUGAGGGGUGCAAGAUACGGAGACGACGCAUACGUGUAUGUAAAUAGAAAACGGCAGAAAUCCAUCAAUGUACAACUGAUGUGUACCACAAAGUACAAGAUCACCAAUGUGGUUGCAAGGUGGCCUGGAUCGACCCAUGAUAGUCGGAUCCUCACACACAGCAACAUUGCUGCAGAGUUUGAGACUGGCAGAAAGGAAGGCGUCCUCGUUGGUGACAGUGGAUACCCCCUCAAGCCUUGGCUGAUAACACCAAUCCCAAAUCCACAAACACCUGCAGAAUAUGCCUAUAACAGAGCUCAUCCAAAAACGCGGGUCUUCAUAGAACAGGUGAACGGGCAACUUAAGGCAAAGUUUCCGUGUCUUGCUGUUGGGCUUCGCGUGGAACCGAAACACGCAUGUCGUACCAUCGUUGCCUGCGCAGUUCUGUUCAACAUGGCCAAAGAGAUGGGAGAACCACAUGACUACUUUGUUCAGCCUCCUCCAGAUCCAGCAGAUAUCAAUGACUACCAAGGUCAACCUGGUGCAGUCGCCAUUGCAGUUCGAGACCAAAUUGUACAAGAAUUUUUCUGAAUGUUUAUUUUGGUUCCAAUUUUUUGAACUCUAGAACUUAGGAACGGAGUAAGGUAUUGUGAUGAAACUUGGUAUUUGUAUGUAUGAUUGUGUAAGUUUCAGGCGGAGGCAUGUUUCUCAACUGCACGGUAAAAUUGACUGAUAUCUGAAUUAUCUCAUCAAAUCAAAUAUCACUAUUUAUUUAACAGUUUUUUCUACAACAGGAUAUAUUCAGGCUGGUACACACAAGUUGUACGUAAUGUGACAGCAAAUUUGAAUUUGUUACAUGCCAGUUAUUUAACUUCAUUACACUCAAAACUAGCAAAGAAAAGACAGCUUUUGCUGUGGAUUGUCUGUAAAGCAGCAGUAGUAUUUAUUAUUCUGAUAAAAAUAACAUUCCAUUUCUACCAUAGUAGACCAUAACCGUAGCAGAUAAUAUUCUUCUUGAUUGAUAAGAGUAAAAACUUGAUAAUAUCAAACAACCUAAAUUACAUAAUAUAGGAGUUGUAUGAUGCCUCACAAAUGUUAGCUAAACAUGUGGAUAUAUUAAAAUGCUCUCACCUGUCUACCCAUUGAAUGUCAAAGGUUUCCUGUUAUUAACUAGUCUUUCGGUGUCAUCACAAAAUAUCUUUAAAAAUUUACAGAAGGGUGAACACUAAUAAAUUAUGUUAAAUGGUGUGGCUCAGUUGAUUUACAGAAAUACUGUAUUGUUCGUAAUAGACGCACCCCCCUCCCCCUUAUUCUUCACUUGAAAGAACAAAUGAAAGAUAGUUUCCUUGAAUAAAAUGGGUCUGCAGUUAAGUUUCCUGUUCACAAAAUAAUACAGUUACUAAUUUAUAAAUGAUGUCCGUGUUUUGAUCAGCACGUGACCUAACGAAAUUG